AUGAUGUUGACAAUGGUAUUCAUUUAUUUAUUAAUUUUUUUAACAACAAUUAUUAAUGGACAAGAUACAACAUCAUGUGAAUUAAAAGAUUCAUUAUCAUGGACACCAUGGUUUAAUUUUCAUAAACCAUCAUUAAAAGGUGAAUAUGAAUUACAUGCUGCUAUACGUAGUCGACAUCCAACUAUUGUUUGUGCUGAACCUCAUAGUAUAUCAGCUGUUAAUCAAGUCGGUAUUGAUAUGAAUCAUACACUUGAUAUGAUAUUAUUACGUUCAUAUGAUGUAUUUUGUUUAAAUAAUUAUGAUCCAAAAUUUCAACAAAAAAUUUGUGAUGAUUAUAGUGUACGUUAUUGUUGUCCAAUAACAUCAAAUAAUAUACGAGAUAUAUAUUAUAAAAAUAAAACACAAAUAAAUUCAUUUAUUGAUAAUCAAUCACGUGUUGUACAAACAAAAUGUGGUCGUGUAAUAUCAUCAAAUAUAUUACAAUCAACAACACGUACUGGAUUUUUAAUGAAUUUAUUUAAUUCAAUGCUUUCAAGAAUAAUUAAUGGUGUUGAAUCAACACCAAAUAAUUGGCCAUGGCUUGUAUCUAUUGGUAUACGAUAUCGUGCUCGAAAUGGUUUAUGGCAAAAUCGUACACAUAUAUGUGGUGGAACAUUAAUUGAACCAUCACAUGUUCUUACAGCUGCACAUUGUCUUGAACAAAAAAUUGAUGAUCGUUAUGUUCCAUUUACAAUAACAAAUCCAACAUUAGAAUCAUUAUUUAUAUUACGUAUUGGUAUACAUGAUAUACGUUCAACACGAACAGAUGAAAUUUAUGGUGUUAAACGUAUAUUUGUACAUGAAAGAUUUAUAUCAAGUACAUUUGAAAAUGAUAUUGCAAUAAUAAGACUUGAUCGACCUGUAAUAAUAACAAAAUAUACAUUACCAAUAUGUUUACCAUCAAAUAAUAUAUUACCUGGUACACAAGUAACUAUUGCUGGUUGGGGUACAAUAACAGAAACAUCACGUGUUCAUUCAAAUGUACUUCGACAAGCUAAUGUUAAUAUAUUACCAGCAACUAAUUGUCGAGUUUAUACAGAUGUUCAUUAUGAUACAUCAAAACAAUUAUGUGCAGCAGCUUUAGAUUGGUCAAAAGAUACUUGUGCUGGUGAUAGUGGUGGUCCAUUAAUGUAUCAAGAAAAUGGUGAAUGGACAAUAAGUGGUAUUACAUCAUAUGGUUAUGGUUGUUCGAAACGUGGAUUUCCAGGUGUCUACCAAGUCGAUGUUAAACGUGAAGGUGAAUGGCAACGUAUUAAUUCUGAAGAUCUUGUACGUGGUGAUAUAAUACAUGUACGUGGUGGAGAUCGUGUUCCAGCUGAUAUUCGUAUUGUACAUACAUCUGGUCUUCUUAUUGAUAAUUCAAUUUUAACAAAAGAUUCUGAUCCUGUACCUAAAUCAGCUGAUUAUACAAAUACAAAUCCAUUAGAAACAAAUAAUUUAUUAUUGUGUGGAACAAGUGUUACUCAUGGAUCAGCUAUUGGAAUUGUUGUUAAAACUGCUGAACAUACAUUAUUGGGUAAAAUGUCAAAUACAACUGAAAGUUUGGAUCCUAAACGAACAAUAUAUGCACGUACAAUACGUUCUUUAUUUCUUUUUCUUACGGUACUUGGUCUUGCUCUUGGUGUUAUUUUCUUUAUUAUUCUAUAUUCAACCGGUUAUUAUUGGCUUUAUGCUAUACAAAUAAUGAUAUCAGUUUAUAUUGCUUGUAUACCAGAAAUUUUACCAGCUAUAAUACAUUUAUGUUUAACACGUACAGCACAACGUAUGGCAACAAGAAAUUGUCUUGUUAAAGUUAUUGAUGCAUUAUAUGAUUUAGCUUGUACAACAAUAUUAUUUGUUGAUAGAUCAAUUUUAACAAGUAAUAAUAUGGCAACUAGUCAAAUAUGGAUACCAUCAAAUCAAGAACGUAUUCUAUUACCUGCUCUAUCAGAUGAUCUAACAGUUAUACAAGAAUGUAUGCAAAUGUCAGGUUGGCAAACAUUAAUGCGUACAGCUAUACUUUGUAGUCAAGCAGAAUGUUUUACUGAUCAACAUCAAGCAACUCGACAUGCAACAUUAACACAAUGGGAGGGUGAUGCACGUGAAAUAGCAAUAAUAAAAUAUGCUGAAUAUGCCGAUUUGGAUAUAGCUGCUAUACGUCAAUUGUAUCCUCGACGUGAUUUUCGUCCGUUUACACCGGAAAAUAAAAGAAUUGAAUCAUUUCAUUUUAAUAAUGAACCAAAUAUGGAAGGAAUGUAUCUUGAUUGUAUGAUGGGUGCACCAGAACGUAUUUUUCAUCGAUGUGCAACUGUUUUUUUAAAUGAUGAAGAAAUACCAAAAGAUGGUGAUAUUGUUUUAGAACGAAUGUUUAAUGAAGCACUUAUUCAAAUGGCUUCACUUGGUGAAACUGUUCUUGGUUUUGCUGAUCGACAAUACCAUCGUGAUGAUGGUCCUCAAGAAAAUUGGCGUUUUCUUGGUCUUAUGUCAUUUAGUGAUCCAAUUCAAGAAGAUGCUGUUACAACAGCUAUUAGAAAAUGUCGAUUAGCUGGUGUUAAAGUUAUUUUAAUAUCUGGUGAUCAUCCAGUUACUGCAUGUGCACUUGCUAAACGUUUAACUAUAUUUUCAGCUGAAUCUGAAACUGUUGAAGAUGUAGCUAUUAAACUUGGUAUACCAGUUGAACGUGUUGAACCACGACAAGCAACAGCUAUUGUUAUUCAUGGACGUGAUUUACAUAGUAUAUCACAACUUGAUUUAGCUGAUACAAUAAUAAAUGCACCUGAAGUUUGUUUUGCUCGAACAACACUUCGACAAAAACAAAAAAUUGUUGAAUGUGCACAAUUAGGUAAAGCUGUUGUAGCAUGUUUUUGUCAAUCAUCUGAUGAUCGUGGUGCUAUAAAAAAAGCUGAUGUUAGUGUUGCUAUGCUUAAUGGUAGUAGUGAAGCAUCACGACAAGAAGCUGAUCUUGUUUUACUUGAUAAUGAUUUAAAUACACUUGUUGGAGCUAUUGAAGAAGGUCGUUAUUUAUGGGAAAAUAUUAAAAAAUGUUUAGCUUAUUGUAUUGUUGUUAAUGUAACACAACUUACACCAUUUCUUAUGUUUAUUAUAUUUCAAAUACCAUUAACACUUGGUCCAAUAACAUUAUUACUUGUUGAUUUAAUAACACAAUUAUUACCAACAAUAUCACUUGCAUAUGAAAGACCAGAAUCUGAUAUAAUGACAAGAGGACCUAUUGAUAAAUUUCGAGAUUUACUUAUUAAUCGAAAACUUUUAUCACUUUGUUGGGGUCAAAUUGGUGUUAUACAAAUAACAGCUGGAUUUUUUACAUGGGUUGUUGUUAUGGCUGAAAAUGGAUUUUGGCCAUCACGUUUAAUAGGUAUUCGAAAAGCUUGGGAUGCAGCAGCAAUUAAUGAUUUAGAAGAUUCAUAUGGACAAGAAUGGACUUUUCGACAAAGAAAAAUACUUGAAUAUAUGGGUUAUGCAGCAUUUUUAGCAGCUAUAAUUAUUGUACAAAUGGCUAAUUUACUUAUAUGUAAAACUCGUCGUUUAUCAUUAUUUCAACAGGGUUUACGAACAAAUAUGUUUGUCAAUUUUUGUUUAAUAUUUAUGCCAGUUGUAGCUGUUCUAUUGAUUUAUAUACCAGGUCUUAAUCGUGCAAUUUUUCUUGAACGAUUACAACCUCUAUGGUGGUUAUGUCCUAUACCAUUUGCAUUACUAAUUUUUGGUUAUGAUGAAAUACGAAAACUUUUUAUUAGAAAAAGUCCUGAAGGUUGGGUAGCUAAAGAGACAUAUCAUUGA
Rotaria sp. Silwood1 is the source of this 3813-nucleotide messenger RNA. NCBI's taxonomy places the organism in Eukaryota, Metazoa, Rotifera, Eurotatoria, Philodinida, Philodinidae. The record is from the annotation of a GenBank genome assembly.